AUCUGGAGAAAGGUAUGGUAGAUGAGCAAGAUAAACUGCUGCCCAUAGCAAAUGUGGGCAGAAUCAUGAAACAAAUUUUACCACCCACCGCCAAGAUCUCCAAAGAAGCCAAGGAGACGAUGCAAGAGUGUGCCUCGGAGUUCAUAUGUUUUGUAACUGGCGAGGCAUCUGAAAAGUGUCAGAAGGAGAAUCGCAAGACGGUAAAUGGAGAUGACAUCUGUUGGGCUCUUGCAUCUUUAGGGUUUGAUGACUGCUCAAAUGCUGUUAUGAGUUACUUGAAUAAGUUUAGGGAGUUUGAGAGGGAGAAAGCUGCUGCCAACCAAAUUAAUGAAAACAAUGUUGAUGAAGCUGCUGCUGGAUCUUCCAAUAGUUGUAAAAGGAUAUAUCAUUCCAAGUAAUCUUCACUAGAGUUUGAUGACUUUAGAUUGAAGGACAAACUUCUCAAUUCUCACACAUAUCCUCCUUGAGCAUAUGUAACCCUUUUCUUCAAUUUGUAAGCUUAGAACUUCAUUAUCUUUGACAAGGAUUCAUAUCCAUUAACGAAUCCAUCAAUAAGGUAAUUGUGUAAGUCCUUUACUAUCAAUAUCAAAUACACACACCAACAA
Helianthus annuus (common sunflower) is the source of this 605-nucleotide messenger RNA. RefSeq names its product nuclear transcription factor Y subunit B-5. Bases 15 to 398 code for a protein of 127 amino acids. Gene Ontology annotation, biological process: regulation of transcription by RNA polymerase II. NCBI's taxonomy places the organism in Eukaryota, Viridiplantae, Streptophyta, Magnoliopsida, Asterales, Asteraceae. Gene Ontology annotation, molecular function: protein heterodimerization activity; DNA-binding transcription activator activity, RNA polymerase II-specific; RNA polymerase II cis-regulatory region sequence-specific DNA binding. The transcript has a single exon. Gene Ontology annotation, cellular component: CCAAT-binding factor complex. The record is from RefSeq and is a predicted model, not a curated record.